Messenger RNA from Brenthis ino (lesser marbled fritillary), 1365 nucleotides. The record is from the annotation of a GenBank genome assembly. NCBI's taxonomy places the organism in Eukaryota, Metazoa, Arthropoda, Insecta, Lepidoptera, Nymphalidae.
AUGGAGUUAAAGGUCUGGGUCGAGGGAAUACAAAGGAUUGUUUGUGGAGUGACGGAAACUACCACUUGUCAGGAUGUAGUAUUUGCUUUGGCCCAUGCCACUGGUAAAGUCGGCAGAUUUACAUUAAUAGAGAGAUGGCGAAAUAAUGAACGUUUGUUAGCACCACAGGAGUAUCCUUUAAAGAUAUUGAUGAAAUGGGGUGAAUACUCAAAUGACAUACAGUUUAUAUUAAGAAGAUCUGACAACAGCAGCAACAACCAAAAACCACAACUUACUCUUAAUCAUUCUAGGUCACCUAUUGGAAAUGGGAGCCAUAACACUAACUCAGUACCAGAUAAGCAAACUUCACCAAGUCAGGUGAACACUGUCCCUACACUUAAUGUAAAUAAUACUUCUCCCAGCAAUCCUGUGGGUGUGGUAAAAGGGGUACAACAAGCUAAGCCCCCUGAAUCUAAUAGUCCAGUGCUUAAAGAUGUCCCACCUUAUAGAGACCCACCACCACCAUAUAGAUCGCCCCCACCACCUUCAGUAAGGAAAUCUCCAAAUCGUACCAUUCACAGACCUCCCAUGUCACCCGUGAACUUGACUGAACAAGAGGAACGAGGUCCGGAGGCAGUAAGCUACAAUAACCAGUACAGAGAGCUGGUGUCGCUGGUGAAUUACCAGAGAGAGAAACUGUCAAGUCAACAAGUUGAUCUUAUUAAGUAUGAUGCGGAAAUUGGUUACUGGGAGAAUAAAGGAAGAGAACAAGAACGACAGGUGGAGUUACUGCAGCAACAAAUUAGCUCAGCCGACAAUCAACUACGCAUUAGCACUGAACAGGUACAAGCAUUCAAUUAUGUGGAAGAGGAGAGUGAAAUAGUCAAACAAAAUGAGAAAACAUUGAAAUCAGAAAUAGUUUUAGUGCGAUCCAAACUUGCAAACUGUGAAACUGAGUUAUUGCAAUGCAAAAACAAAAUUCGCAAAUUAAUGGAGGACAUACACAAUGAACAGCGCGUCAUCAAUAGCCGCCAGCAAGAGAAUAGGCAAGCCCUAGAAAGAUCAAUGCUAGCAGAGAUGGAGAAUUUACAAACUCAGAUACAGCAAGCUAAACAUGCCACCGAAAUCAACCACUUGACUGCAGAAAAUUUGAAAAGAGAGGUGGGUGUUUUGGAGAGUGCGAUAAUGGAAAAGAAACGUCAAGUAGAGCGCUUAGUGCAGGAGAUGAAAGAAGCAAACCUACAAAGUCUCACCGGCAGUGUGGACGAGUUGAGACAUCCUCUUGACGGUUUAUGCAAGGCAGGUAGUGCUCGUAGAAUAAUAGGAUCACCGAGACAGCUAGAAAAUGCUGCACCUACUAAUAAAAAUCCUCAUGGAGUUUGGGUG